Molecule: messenger RNA, 2660 nt
Organism: Aethalodelphis obliquidens (Pacific white-sided dolphin)
Lineage: Eukaryota; Metazoa; Chordata; Mammalia; Artiodactyla; Delphinidae
Product: rho GTPase-activating protein 20-like
Biological process (GO): signal transduction; regulation of Rho protein signal transduction
Molecular function (GO): GTPase activator activity
Source: RefSeq, a predicted model, not a curated record
UCUAGAGCCUGUUGCUCUGCAACAGGAGAGGCCACAACAGUGAGAGGCCCGUGUACCGGGAAAAAAACAAACAAACAAAAAAAACUGGGCCUUUUGGCGGAGCUCCAGCACUCGUGAGGACAACCAGUGCCCAGUUCCACCACCCACAAAGCCAAAUCAGCUCUUCGGAGCUUCUCUCGAGGACGUGUGGGAUAAUGACCACCCGCCUGCCCCAAUUCUGCUAGGUCUCAUCUUGGUCUUCUGUAGCCCUCCUGAGGAGGGGAGCUCUGAGAGCGCAAGUGUUCUCAUCCAACUCUAUCCUCAAGCGGAGAAGUCAUUAGACAGCCCCUGGCUUUGACUGAGUUUUGUUAGUAUUACUUCAAAGAAUAAGAUCUGAUUUAGGUACUGCAGAGUCAUGAGGCAAAUACAACAGGAAAAGAUACUCUUGUCCAUUCCACUGGUUUCAGCAAAGACCCACCUGCACCUGCUCAGAUCAGUGAAAAUGGGCUCUGUGGAAUCUGAGAGUCCACCUCAUCCUCAUAUUCUCUCAUCUCCUUCCUUGAACUCCACACUCAGUCUCAAGUCUCCUUCAGCUGAGUUUACUCAAUCUUAUGACUCAAAAUAUCUCACAUAGAUUUCAUUUGUAAUUCAAGUGCUUAAGCAUAAAGACUCAUCCCCUGGCAAGUAUGAGUCAUUUAAUCCUGACAGACUGCUUCAGAUGAAAGUCAGAGUUUGACCUGUGUUAUAGCAAAUUAGCAUACUGAAUUGUCAGCGCUCUCCAAGCACUAUACCACAUGCAGGGAAUCUUAUGCUAUAUAUGAAGAAAUUUAUCACACUUUUGAUAGUUACAUGCUAGCUACUACCCCAGUCCUUGCACUUUUCACAGCAAAUUUACGGGGUAACUAUGAUUAUCAUCUUCCCCACUUCAUAAGUGAAAAACAAAAAAGCCUCAGUAAAGUAUGUGCUGUGCCUGAAGUCAUAUAGCAGAUGAGUAGCAUAACAGAUUCCAGAUUCCUUGGAUUACCUGACUCCAAUAUCUGUUACCUCUCCACUCUGUAAGCAGAGGACAUGAAGACACAACAAAAGGAAAUGAAAGACAGAUGAGAAGGGAAUAUGAUCAGAGAAGGAGGAGAGGGGUUUUGAGCCUGUCUUAAAAGAGGGGAGGAAAUACAGGAAGUAGAAAUGGGGUAUACAGUCACUGAAAGGAGAAUAAACAAAUGGGAAAUUAGUAUGGCGAAAAGAUUUCUACACUUAGUAAAGAGCAUCUAUAAUAGGGAAUAAUGAGAAAGGAGCAGUGAAGGAGGAGAGGGGGAUUCUACAAAGGCCUCAAAGCAGAGAAGUUUAACAGUGUGAAUUUACUAAAAAGGAAAAUCUGAUUAAACAAGUGUUUAAAAUGUUUCAGUGUAUGAAUGUAAAAUGGAUUGUUGGGUAGAAAAUAUAUUUGGAAACACUGAAAAAAAAUUUCAAAUGGACUUCAGUCCUUCCAGCUCUAGCACUGUACCCUCAUAUACCCCAGCUCUGUCAAAAAGGGGGCAAGCUUGUGCUCCGGGCUUGCAGAUAGGAAAUGCCACAUAGUUUUCUUUUCUUCCCUAUAGCAUAUGCUUUCCUUUAUCAAUCAAAAAGGGCCUCUCACAGAAGGCAUCUUCAGAAAAUCAGCCAGUAUAAAAUCAUGCAGAGCCCUAAAGGAGAAACUAAACUCUGGGGACAAAGUGAACUUGGAUGAUGAAUCCGUUCUUAUGGUAGCAUCCAUCUUAAAGGAUUUUCUUCAAAAUAUCCACGGAAGUGUAUUUUCAGCCAGUCUCUAUGAUAAAUGGCUUGGUGUUAUUGAUCAAGGGAAUGAGGAGGAGAAAAUAACUGCAACCCAGAGUCUUUUAGACCAGCUGCCAAAAGAGGUAGUUCUCUUGUGAUACCUUUUUGGAGUGUCGCAACAUUCCUCAUCCAAUCAGAUGACAGUUUACACUUUAUCAGUGUGUACAGCCCCAAGCAUUCUUUGCCCGUCUAAUUCUGGCAGCUCAGAAUUAGAAAACAACUUCACAAAAAAGAUUUCUUUUGUACACUUUCUCACUGAAAACUGCCUCAAGAUAUUUGGAGAAGAUAUCACUUCCCUCUUUGAAGAGAGCUCAAUGAGUUGUAAUAACAGUGAUAUCACUGAUAACAGUGAGAAGGCUGCGGUGACAACAAAACAACCUCUUGAAUCCAAGCCAGUGAGAGUGAUAGUGAUUUACAAAAAGGCACAACGGCAGGAUGAUGCCAAGGCCCCAUCUAGCACGGGUCCACCCAGCUACCUGUCUACAAUUUUCUAAGUCACUGAAGAUUAGAAUCUCCACAGUCACACCUGACCCUUCCUUUUUCUUUAUUUCCUAUAAUAUCUCACUUGAGAACUCUUUUUACCCAACAUUUGCAUGAUUUUGUUGAGUCUGGAUUCAAUCCUCAGAUCUUAUCGAGAAAUAAAUUAAUUUCCUGGCAGAAGAAUGAACAUGAGGCACCUUAAACCAAGAAAACCACUUUAGAUCACUGAAUGAAAAAUAAGACCUUCCAAGGUCCCAGCUCAUCCCAUUUGACUUUUUCUUUUUCUUGAUUCCAUAUAUGCCUGUUUGAGAAAAUCUACCCACAAUGUAUCUCUUCUAUCUUCUAUUUCUACCAUAUUAUACUAUAUUUUUUGUAUUGUAUUGUACAUUUUU